Lycium ferocissimum is the source of this 804-nucleotide messenger RNA. RefSeq lists its product as uncharacterized. Gene Ontology annotation, cellular component: membrane. The record is from RefSeq and is a predicted model, not a curated record. Gene Ontology annotation, biological process: protein retention in ER lumen. The transcript has 5 exons. The coding region runs from base 22 to 804 and encodes 260 amino acids. NCBI's taxonomy places the organism in Eukaryota, Viridiplantae, Streptophyta, Magnoliopsida, Solanales, Solanaceae. Gene Ontology annotation, molecular function: ER lumen protein retrieval receptor activity.
GAAGAGAUACUGCAAAGAGAAAUGGGUGAGAAGGAGUUGCAAAUUCCAUCAAAGAAGCUAUUCUUAUGGGUUCAAAGGCAGUCAAAAAUGGCUAAGAUUUUCUUAGGUGUUGUCACUUCAUUCACUUUGGUGGUGAUUCUCAAGUUGUUCAUCCGAAAACACAACCACUUCUUCGUCUUGGCAGAGUUGGUUCAUUUCAUUGGACUCUUAUGUUUGAUUUACAAGUUGUCUACUCUCAAGACUUGCUCUGGCCUUUCAUUGAAGACUCAAGUGCUUACAGCUACAUUUUUAGGUGUAAGAUUAUUUUGUGGUUACAUCAUGGUAGCACCUGUACACUUCUUUCUAGAUCUUGUUACACUUGCUGCAACAUUUUGGGUCAAGCAUAUGAUGAAGUCCAGGUUGAAGUCUUCCUACAUGGCAGAUCUGGAUACCGUGCCCAUAUGGUAUUUGAUUGUGCCUUGUGCAAUUGUAGCAGUCAUAAUCCAUCCGAUUACGCGUCAUGCUAUAUUACUUGAUGUGCUUUGGGCUUUUUCUGCAUAUUUAGAAGCCAUCUCAGUCUUGCCUCAACUUAGAUUAAUGCAGAAUGCUCAGAUAAUCGAGCCAUUUACAGCCCAUUAUGUGUUUGCAUUGGGUAUUCAAAGAUUCUUGAGUUGUGCUCAUUGGAUUGUUCAGGUAUAUGACACUCGUGGAGCGUAUCUAUAUUUAGCUGGAAGGGGAUACUUGUGGAUACCAAUGAUCUUUGUAUCAGAAAGUGUUCAAACUUUUAUUUUGGCUGAUUUCUGCUAUUAUUACAUAAAGAGGUGA